Molecule: messenger RNA, 1197 nt
Organism: Sinocyclocheilus grahami
Lineage: Eukaryota; Metazoa; Chordata; Actinopteri; Cypriniformes; Cyprinidae
Exons: 4
Coding region: 299-931 (210 amino acids)
Source: RefSeq, a predicted model, not a curated record
CGAAUUUGACCGAAUGAAAGAAUUCCGUGGGAACGUGACGAUGAGUGAUAUCACGCCUCGUGGGAAGACUGUCCUCAGGGUGAAGCAGUGAGUUCAGUGAGCCUCAGAGAGACUGUGCAGGUGUGGUCUAACUGCAAAACCGGAACUAUCCAGAGCGCAGUGGCCAGUCUCUGCGCACUCACCGACGCGCAAAGACGCGCAACAAGAGUAGAGGAGAACAGGAGGACUUUUAUAACUUUCCUUGCGCUUCCUUUGGUUGAGACUGGUCAUUGAAUUGGUGCUGCACUCUUCUGCAGAGAUGAGUUUGUCCGGAUCUCAGACCAGACUCCACCAGAUCGGCCGCAGAUCCAACUCCCGGCCCGAUCUGACCACCGUGGGCUACAGUUUACCCCGGAAUGAGGCUGCGCCGUACAUGAUGAGUGGAAAUGGAUACCAGUCUGAGUUCAAUGAUGGCUAUACGCAGACCAUUUCACAAACAUUCUCCAGAAACUCACAAGGCGGAGGAGGAGGAGGAGGGGGACAGAGCAUGUCGUCCAUGUCUGUUCAAAAAAGAGCUCAGAUGCUUCACAACGAAUGUAUGGGCUGUCUGAAUCGAGCACAGAACAUCCUAGAGAAUAUGGGACUAGCAGCUGAAGUGGACAAAAACAUGAAUUCGGCAGCGGCUCUGAUUGAGCAGAUGAAUAAGUAUGCCGUAGACUUACGCAAUGCCGGUCAUCCCAAUGACAUGGUGCUCCGAAGUUUGGAGGAAUGCCACGCCUUUCACUCAGAAAUUCGAAACUCCAUCACGGGCACCACUAUCAGGAGGGCCACUUAUGGAGGUAAUCGGAUCGUCGGGUCAGAGGUUAUCGCAUGGGAUGACCCUAGCAAGAGCUAUCAGGAGGCAAUCGCAUGGAUCAACCAGAAAAAGGUCUGUCUCUGUGCCACAGUUUAAGCACACCUGCUUUUCUUUUGCACAACUGUCUGUUCAAAGCUAUAAUGUAUGAGCCAUUCAUUGGAUAAAUAAAUGAUUAUGAGAAAAAACACUCUCAAUCCAUCUACCUACUAAAAACAAAACUAUUUAACUAACAAGUAACUUAUUUAGCUGUCGUAUUGUUUCUUUGCAUGGUGCACAACAGUAAGAUGAGGUGCAUCUAAUGAUCUAUAACCCCUAAUGUUGCCAAGACUACCUAAUUCUCACAAUGCACAAUUUUGUGUGCA